CGUCUGCUCGCAAAGAUGACAAAGAUGACACUUCUGUGUAGGCGCCAGGGUCUUGUUUGUCAGGUUCGUGCCUGGUCUUUGGGCAGUACGAGGUCUUUUGCGACCUAAUCUCCCAAGAUACAGCUUACCAAAUGGUUGUCCCUUCAUUGCAGGGCCUCUAUAAAGGUUCCCUGUUGCCGAGCCCCGUCUACAAAUUCUCUCGUCAGGAUCCGAUAAUGCAAUUUUCUUCUCUGGACUAUGCAUCUGCCAAAAGUACGCAUGGCACGGGUAAGAAGAAGCACACCAAACCAGUUGCAAAGGAACCAGUAUAUACAAAACGAGAUUUGCCAGCUGUCACGCCUACUACCUUGUAUUGGUACCAGCCCGUCGGAGAAAAACAUAACAAGACCAUCUACGAGGCGCAUAAAUUGGCCAACCAGGAGGAUUGCAACCAGAUCAGCGAGUGUUACUGGGGUCGUUGGAACAAGACUGCUACGUUUCACCCCAAGGCCAUCGUCACCUACCCGUACAAUAUGACUGGAAAAGACUCGAAGAAACUUGGUCUCUUCCACUGCAUGUUGGAGAAUCCUGAGGGGUUCAAGCACAAAAGAGAGGAGGAGGAUGAUGGUGGAACCUGGCCAAUAUUUCACCAGUGCUCACCUUAUGCACGCACCUCGCUAGAGAAGGGUGAAGAUGGUAAGGAGAAGAAUGUGACGAGAAUUGUUCCCAAUUGCGCCACUCCUACCGUUAAUAAGUAAGGCGCUCCGGUGAGAAAUGGAACUGCAUAAGGCUGGCCCAUAUGUAGGCACCCUGUCGGCUGUUUCGUAUCAGAAAGAGCAGCAAGCUGCAGUAUUCGAGAGUAGCUUCUUGCUAUGAGAAGUGAUCGCCCUGUGCGCAUACCCAUCUAGACUUGCUCCUCGCUGAUAGUCGCUAUUGCAUUGUCCAUGGCCACUGCAAAUGCUUGAUGUUCGUCUACCAUCUGAAAUCCUAGCCUCCCACACCAGCGAC
This is a messenger RNA of Protomyces lactucae-debilis, 987 nucleotides long. RefSeq lists its product as uncharacterized. NCBI's taxonomy places the organism in Eukaryota, Fungi, Ascomycota, Taphrinomycetes, Taphrinales, Protomycetaceae. The transcript has 2 exons. Bases 132 to 737 code for a protein of 201 amino acids. The record is from RefSeq and is a predicted model, not a curated record.